AUGGGAGCAUAUUUAUCGGCACCAAAAACCAAUAAAGAAUCUAUAGAUGGAGGAAAUUUAGAGUUGGAUCCAAGUAGAUAUGGGUUGUCUUGUAUGCAGGGUUGGAGGAAGAAUAUGGAAGACAGCCAUAUUUGUUAUAAUAAUCUGAAAGUGAAUGAAAUAGAAGAAGAUAUUUCGAUAUAUGGUGUUUUUGAUGGUCAUGGUGGCCCGAAUGUAUCAAAAUGGAUAUCGUACAAUUUUCGUAGAAUAUUUAUAAAAUGCAUAAAAGAAGCUAGUGAGGAAUUAAUAAAAAAGAAUAUAGAUAAAUCGAAAAAUUAUAAAUUAAAACUUAUUAAAUUAACUCUUGAAAAAACUUUUUUAAAAUUAGAUGAAGAAAUGCUCUUAGCAGAAAAUCAAGAAAAAUUAAAAAAAUACAGUGUGCCAACACAAGAAAAUGAAGAAGAGUCGGAUACAAGGGAAAAUUAUUUAUAUUCCAUUUUAAAUGAUAUAAUAUCAAAAAAUAUUAGCAUUAAAGCAAUAGAAAGGGAUGGAAAAAGGUGUUUACAGGUUGUGUAUAAUAAAGAUGGAAAUCCUGUAGAAGAGGGGAGCACAGAAUCGUCAAGGUCUUUAACAGUUGAUGAAGAAAAUAAUAAAUCCUCGACCAUAUUUGAUAGUUCAGAUGGUAUAUUAAAAUAUGAAGACGAUGAAGAUGAAGAAUUUGAAACAGAAAUAAAUGCAAAGGACGAAAGUAGUAAAGACAUUGAAGAUUUCGAUGACGAUGAUAAUAUUAAUAAUAAUAAUGUUUUUAAAAAAGAUGGCGCAAAUUCAAAUGCUUUAACUGCCAGUAAUAAUGAUACAAAAGUAGUUAAAGGAAAAAAAGAUGCAGAAAAAAAUGAAUAUGAUACUGAGAAAAAGAUUAAUGGUGAUACAGAAGAAAAUAGAGAAAUAAAUAUAUCACCUAACAAAGGAAUGGCUGAAAAGGAUGCAAGAAAUGAUAAUGGAUUGUUGAAUUUAAAUAAAGAAAAUAAAAAUAAAAUAAAAGAUGAGGACAAUAAAGAAAUUUCUGAUUAUUUAGAUUCGAAUGAUAGUGCUGAAACUAAUGCUAAAAGAUUAAAGAAAGAUAUGAAUAAUGAAUAUUCGAUCAAUGAAAAGGACAAUAAUAAUAAUAAUAGUAGUAAUAGUAAUAAUAAUAACAGCAGUAAUAGUAAUAGCAAUAGUAAUAAUAAUAAUAGUAGCAGUAACAACAAUAAUAAUAAUUAUAAUAAUGACAAAAAUAAUGACAACAAUAAUUAUGACAACAAUAAUUAUGACAACAAUAAUUAUGACAACAAUAAUUAUGACAACAAUAAUAAUAACAAAGAGGAGGAAAAUUUAAUAAAUAAUAAGGAAUAUAAUAAAACGGAAAAAGUAAAAUCAGAAUUAACAUAUGAUAAUUUAAAAUGUAUGGAGCAAGAAGCAGCAGAAGCAAAAAAUAAACUUAAUGAAGAUUGUGACACAAAUAAUAGCACAAAUGGAAAUAUAAGUGGUUAUGAUGAAAAUUCAUUGAGAUUAUAUGAAAAAGGCAGUAGUAGUAGUAGUAGUGAGGAAGGUUUUUCCUAUGAUGAAGCAAUAACAAAUGUAAUUGAUAAUAAUAUUAGUAGUAGCAAUAGUGAUGCAAAUAAUGAAGGAGAAGAUUGUAAUGGAAUAUAUGCUUCUGAUGAACUACGUUUGUUUGAAAAUUAUUAUUCAAAUGAUUAUGAAGAUAAUAUAGCGUAUAGUUGUGGUUCGACAGCCAUUGUAGCAGUUAUAUUAAAAGGAUAUUUAAUUGUAGCCAAUGCUGGAGAUUCAAGGGCAAUAGUUUGUUUUAAUGGAAAUUCCUUAGGUAUGUCUACUGACCAUAAACCACAUUUACAAGAAGAGGAAACUAGAAUUAAAAAAGCAGGUGGUUAUAUAUCAAAUGGUAGGGUAGAUGGGAAUUUAAAUUUGACAAGAGCAAUUGGGGAUUUACAUUAUAAAAGAGAUCCAUUUUUACCUCAAAAGGAUCAGAAAAUUUCUGCUUUCCCAGAAGUUACAUGUGUUACUUUAACACCUGAUGAUGAAUUUUUAUUCCUUGCGUGUGAUGGAAUAUGGGAUUGUAAAGAUGGUCAAGAUGUAGUUGGUUUUGUUAAAACACGUCUGGAGAAAUUUGAGGAACCUACCAAUGAGGAGACCCAUAUGGAAAAAAUAGGUAAUCAUGAAAAAAACAUUACUAGUGCAACGAGUGAUAAUAUAGUUAGUAGUGUUAAAAAUGAUGAGGAAAAUAAAUGGAAAGAUAUUGAAAAUAAUUUAGAUAAAGAAGAAAAUAGAAAUGUUGCAAGCAAUGAUCUAAACAGUAACAAAAAUGAUAAUGUUGUGAAUGAUGUGGAUAUUGUUUUAGCUACUGAUGAAAAUAAAAUGGAUGAUGACAAUAAUAAUAUUCUUCAGGAAAAAAAUGAAAAUGAUGAAAUGCAUAUAGAAAGAGACGAUGAAGAUGAGACUAAAUUUGAUUCCGCACCAAUUAUCGAAAGAACAAAAUUCGAAAAAUUUAAUAAAUUAUCACAAAUAUGUGAAGAAUUAUGUGAUGAGUGUCUAUCUAAUAAUUAUAAAGAGAAUGAUGGAAUUGGAUGUGAUAAUAUGACAUGUUUAAUAGUGCAGUAUAACCCAGUUUAUAAAAUACACACAGAGAAGAAAUUUUUAAAUAUAGAUGAGAUUGAGUAA
This is a messenger RNA of Plasmodium malariae, 2694 nucleotides long. RefSeq names its product protein phosphatase PPM2, putative (gene PPM2). Gene Ontology annotation, biological process: protein dephosphorylation. Gene Ontology annotation, molecular function: protein serine/threonine phosphatase activity; cation binding. The transcript has a single exon. NCBI's taxonomy places the organism in Eukaryota, Apicomplexa, Aconoidasida, Haemosporida, Plasmodiidae. Bases 1 to 2694 code for a protein of 897 amino acids. The record is from RefSeq and is a predicted model, not a curated record.